Messenger RNA from Penicillium digitatum Pd1, 1791 nucleotides. Its product is annotated as FAD-dependent monooxygenase. The record is from RefSeq and is a predicted model, not a curated record. Gene Ontology annotation, molecular function: oxidoreductase activity; FAD binding. Lineage: Eukaryota; Fungi; Ascomycota; Eurotiomycetes; Eurotiales; Aspergillaceae.
AUGACCAAUUUCCGAGACGUGAAAAUGAGCCUUGACAACCUGGCCGUCGAAAAUAACCCGAACAGCGGCGUUGUUAUAGUCGGUGGUGGACCUGUUGGGUUGAUUCUCGCCCUGACACUGGCACAUCACGGGCUGCGCAGUGUUCUGUUUGAGAAAAAUGUCACCACUACGCAGUCAGGUUUCCCUACCGGAAAUACACCCUCGGAAGAGUCGACUGACACUUCUACCAGGUUUCCGAAAAUGGACUUGACGCUAGCACGAACAAUGGAGAUUCUGCGCACAUUGGGUCUGGCUGAUGGACUACGUGCCCGAGGUGUGGCCCCUGAAUACCCUUUUACUGUGCGCUUUUCUAGUGGCCUUGGGGCAGAACAUCCUCUCUCGGAGUGGAGGCUCCCCAGUGCGGACCAAUUCCAUCAGCGCAUCCUGUCCCAGAAUGAUGGGACUAUGUCUCUUGAGCCCUGGCUGCGGGUGUCGGGAGAUGUUUUUGAGACAUUCCUGAAGGAACGGUGUGAACAAAGUCCUCUGGUCAAUGUACGCUUUGGAUGGGCAGUGACACAUAUCAUCGAGGGUGAUACCGGAGUAGAAAUUCGGGUCCGAAGUCCUCACACGGGUGGCGAGGAAGUAAUCCACAGCCAGCACAGCACCGUGGUGUUGAUCCAUUUCAGGUCCCGGGACCUGGCCGGUCUUCAUCGCCAGGGACAAUUCUGGCAUACCUUCUUUCCCAGUGAUCCAUCUAUCAACGGAGACUCGGUAGGCGGCGCCAUCAUCUCCCAGAAUGAAGUUGAUACGUGGACAGUCCAUGACUUCCGUGCCCCGGGAUCGAAGCCAAGUACCAGCUCCGCCCAGGAAACGAUCUAUCGCAUCCUCGGAGGAAUGGGGGAUCCAUACCCGAUUAUCAUCGACGAAAUUAUCUUGCAGUCAACCUACACGCCCAGCAUCGCAAUCGCCAAGCGUUACGCCGGGCCUCUGCACCGCGUCUUCCUGGCAGGUGACGCGUGUCAUCAGACCAUCCCAUCCGGCGGGUAUGGCAUGAACAUGGGCAUCGCUGAUGCAUUUGACUUGGGCUGGAAACUAGCAGGGACGAUCCAGGGCUGGGGAGGCCCACAGCUGCUGGCGUCUUAUGAACAGGAACGACGUCCAGUUGCCGAGCUCAUGCAACACUGGGGCAAAAUACAUGCAGGGAAACUGAUGGGCUUGGCAUCUGAAGUGAAACUGGACGCUACCAUCAUCGAUGCGCCAGAUGCACGCGGACAGCAACUGCGACAAAAGAUCCAUGAGUAUGUGCAGGGGAAUGAUGCGCAAAAUCAGAGUUUCGGGGUGGAAUACGGCCAUCAGUAUCAAUCGGACAUUAUAGCGAAGAGUUCGUUCAGCCAUCCGCCACCCUUUGACUCCCGCUCAUAUCCCCCAACUACCCAUCCGGGCUUUCGUGCUCCUCAUGUGUUCCUCACCAACGGCUCCGCGAUAUUUGACAAAUACGGAAAAGAUUUGACCCUGGUGGAGUUUGUCGAUGGACUGCCAGGAUCGUCUUCUAGCGGGUCAACUUUAUUCAGGGAUGCUGCUGGUGAACAUCAAAUCCCCCUUCAUCUCAUGUCCCUUGCCGGAGAGUCUCACGCCCACGAGAUCUGGGGGGCGCAGCUGGUGCUGGUACGACCAGAUGGCUUUGUGUCGUGGCAUGGAAAUGAGAUUGCUAGCAAAGAGGAAGCUAGGUUGAUUUUGUUGCAAGCAACAGGCCAUGUUGACCCGUUUUCCAGUGUUGCAGAAUCAGGAGUUGCCUCUUGCCUCCAAGGAUAG